CCAAAAUGGCGGCACCCCGAAGGGGGGGGGGGGUGCUUUUGGUAAUCGGCUGGGAUUGGACAAAUGAACACAUUCGGUGGAGACCAAGCUCCCGUGUCUGGUGUCACGUGGGACUGCUGCUGAAGCGCCAGCACCUCCUUUGGUCCAGCCGAGUACUGCACUUCCGGUUUGCCAGCUGUUUAAGAAGCUUGAAUCAGCCAUUAAUUCCACACAAUGAAGAGAAGUCUUAAAGUGAACUAAAGAUUAUGGACAUCUGAGAUGCAGAGCUGUGCACAGGAGCAGGAAAUGAGGGCUGUGAACGUGACAGCUGGCCGAGUCCCGACUUUCCGCUUGGUGGUGUUGGAGCAUGAGUCCAGGAUGGGAGGAGGACCCGGAGGGCAGGAAAAAGGUGCUCAUGAGGCGCAUUCUCCCCAGAUUGUGCCGGCAUUGCUCUGCUCGGAGACGGUGUGGCAUUCACGGUGCUCGUCAGCCUCCUCCUCCUCUUCCUCAUCGUCCUCAUCAUCCCGCACGGUUGUCAACUCGGUGCGCGCACGUCCACGCGUAAGAGGUAGGAAAAAAACACACGGUGUCACCAAAUCUUUGGGCGGGAUUCCAUCAUCGCUGCGCACCAAGCGAGGGAACUAAUUGGCUCUUUUUUUUCCUCUUCCCGCCAGCGCUUCUCUCCACGUCCGUGUAUCGGCACCGCGGUCCUCGAACACGCGUGGGGUUUAUUGGAAAUACUGUUUCUAGGAAGCCAAACCUCAUGCUUAGGGACGAAUAGGAUGCACAUUGGUCCUUGAACGCACCUCCGACGCAAAUCCCUCUCGAAAGGACUCUCCGGAGCUUUUGGGGUCUGAUUUCUCCAAAUCGUGGAGAGGGUCGUUGUUGGAUUGUAGGGUGUUUUUUCUUCUCAUCCAACAGAACAUCACUGGGACUUUAGCGGGGACACUCAAGCUCAUUUUUGGAUCUUUCAGCAGCUUCACGAAGCAACCUUUUGUGGUUUUUCUUUUUUUUUUUUUUUUACCCCUCCUGCCGCCACCACUGCGUGAAUUUGGAAUAAAUUAGCGCUAAGAUUGGACAAAGUGAGACGCGACGCCGAGGAAUCCUGCAUAGCCAACCUGAACUCGGCAUUCGUCUGACUUUUGGUUCCCUUCAAGUCAAGCAGCAGGAGGAGCAUCCGGAGCACCGCCAUUGUGGUGAUUGUGUGGGUUGUGCUUUUUCGCGGCACGCCACCAGCACUUCCUGGGGAGUAGUCGGCAUCCACCUGAAGGAGACGGAGAUCUGAGACCCGCAAUGGAGACCACAGCUUGAUAUUUGUGGACUGGGGACCCGAUCAACAAUGGAGCGGCUGGUUCUGUGUGUGCUGCUCUGUGCCGCCUUGGUGAAGGGCUACAGUUGUCCGGGCCGCUGCAUCUGCCAGCAUCUGUCACCAACGCUGACGCUCCUCUGCGCCAAGGCUGGCCUCCUGUUCGUACCGCCCACCAUCGACCGCAAGACGGUGGAGCUGCGCCUCACUGACAACUUCAUCACGGUCAUCCGCAGGAAGGACUUUUUCAACAUGACCAGUUUGGUUCAUCUCACGUUGUCCCGCAACACCAUCAGCCAGAUCACGCCCCACGCCUUCUUAGGCCUGCGCUCGCUCCGGGCUCUGCACAUGGACGGGAACCGCCUCAGCAUUAUCAAGUCUGACCAUUUCAAAGGUCUGAACAAUCUGCGGCACCUCAUUCUCGGGAACAACCAGAUCCACCAAGUGGCUCCCAGCUCUUUUGACGAGUUUGUGUCCACCAUCGAGGACUUGGAUCUGUCCAACAACAACCUGCGCAGCCUACCCUGGGAAGCCAUUGCCCGGAUGACCAAUAUUAACACUCUCACCCUGGACCACAACCUUAUCGACCACAUCGUCACCGGCACCUUUACCCUUCUCACCAAGCUGGUCCGCCUGGACAUGACCUCCAACAGGCUGCAGAAGCUGCCCCCUGACAGCUUGUUCCAGCACGCUCAGGUUCUGUCCGACGCCAAGGGCUCCAGCCCCUCCACCCUGGCAGUCAGCUUCGGAGGAAACCCGCUUCACUGUAACUGUGAGCUGCUGUGGCUCCGCAGGCUCACCAGAGAAGAUGAUCUGGAGACCUGCGCCUCACCGGAACAUCUCAUGGAUAAGUACUUCUGGUCCAUACAAGAGGAGGAGUUCAUCUGUGAGCCGCCGUUGAUCACCAAACACCUCUCCACAAAGCCCUAUGUGAUGGAAGGACAGGGGGUCACGCUUAAAUGCAAAGCGGUGGGCGAUCCUGACCCGGAGAUCCACUGGCGCUCACCGGACGGGAAGCUGGUUCACAAUAACUCCCGCACCAUCCUGUAUGAAAAUGGCACCCUUGAUAUUCUUAUCACCACCCUGAAGGACAGCGGGGCGUUCAACUGCGUGGCAUCCAACGCCGCAGGCAUCGCCACGGCCGCCGUGGAGAUCAACAUGAUCCCCUUACCCUUGUUUGUUAACAACACGGGCCACAUGCGGGAAGACCCGGGCCUCUCGGACAUCACCACCUCCUCCAAGUCGGGAAAUGACACCAAGGGCUACGACAAGCAGGACAGGCGAGUAGUGGUCUCCGAGCUCACCUCCUCCUCGGCCGUCAUCCGAUGGCCGUCCGAGCGCCACAUCCCCGGCAUCCGGAUGUACCAGAUCCAGUACAACAGCACGGCUGACGACACGCUGGUGUACAGGAUGAUCCCCUCCACCAGCAAGAACUUCCUGAUCAACGACCUGGCAGCGGGGCGCGAGUACGAUCUGUGCGUGCUGGCGGUCUACGACGACGGCGUCACGUCGCUGACAGCCACACGUGUGGUCGGGUGCAUCCAGUUCCACACGGCCAGCGAGGUCAGCCAGUGCCGCUUCAUGCACAGCCAGUUCCUGGGCGGCACCAUGAUCAUCAUCAUUGGCGGCAUCAUUGUGGCGUCGGUGCUGGUCUUCAUCGUCAUCCUGAUGAUCCGUUACAAAGCCUACAGCGGCCCCGAGGACAGCAAAGCCAAGGCGGGCUCCAGCACGCCCUCCCAAGCGGUUAACGGCAGCCACCAGCGGCUCCAUCGCUCGGCUUCCAAGCAGCCUUCAGACGAGGCUCAGCAGGAGGCCCAGCUCCCGAAAGAGUGCAUGGCGCUGGUGCUGAAGGUGGACAAUGACAAGAAGGAGGACGCCACAGCUCCCUCUGCUGUCCUGGAGGUGGAGCCGCCUCCGCCGGCAGCCACCAAGAUGAAGCGGAGGACCAGCCUGGAUGCACCGCGUUUUGCCCUGCCGUUCGAGGACACGCAGACCGACAGCAGCCUCACGGGCUCCACCAUGUCGCUGUGCCUCAUCGGCCCCAACGGAGGCCCCACCGAAGCCCCGCGUCUCAAAGACAAAAAGGGGGCCCUAGCCAAUGUGGGGCUGCUCCCGAGCGAGCUGGCACGAACUCGGCACAGAUUCUCCUUCGACGGGGGGGACUACUCCAUAUUUCAGAGUCACAGCUACCCCCGGCGGGCGAGGACGAGGUGGCACCGCUCCACCAACCAGCUGGACACCGAGUCGUCGCCCCUCGCCAACCGCAGGGUGACAUUUAGCAGCACUGAGUGGAUGCUGGAGAGCACGGUGUAGAACCGCGCUGUCAAAAUAAGUCCGGCGCACUUAUUUUAGUCGCCAAACUCUCUGUGAGCCUGCUGGGAGGAAGCACGCGAGAAGAAACACACAUGACCCCUCAUGUCCGCCAUGUCCUUUCUUCUUUAACGCAGCGGUGCCUUAAUUCUCGGAAUAGAGGAUGCUGCUCACUGUCGUCACAAACCUGCCUCUCCGUCGCUUCCUUUUGUUUGUUUUAGCGUCUUUGUGACCCGCCCAGCCGUGGGGUGUUUCUACGUGUUUUUCUCAAAAAAAAAAAAAGAUAAAAGAAAAAAAGAAAAAGUUUUUCAAGUGAAAAGAGCCAGGCGUCUUGUUAUGUCCAUCAUGUUUUGGGUUCUCUGACAAACUUGUGCACAGAAGACACGAAGAUACAAGGACUUGUAUCAACUCCAGUCUAUACAGUCAUCAUUUCAAGAGAAAAAAGAAGAGCAGUAUUUUACACGUGCUGAUUUCUAACAAUGCCAUCGAACUGGAUGACGUUACGUCGCUCUUGUUCCAGAUAUGACUGCAUAUUAUCUGGCUGGUCUAGAGCAAAAGACAAGAAAAAAGUCCUAUAUAAGUAUAUUCAAACAUUGGUGUAUGUGUACUAACUAUGUAAAGACAGGAAGUCAUAUGUCACAUGACUUUUUACAAAGCAUUUGAGUGUUGGCUGCAAGUUUUUACAUUAAAAACCUGUGUCAUCACACCUCUGUCUGUCUAAUGCUGGCCCGUUUAUGCAUGGAUGGUGUGUGGGUGAUCCCUUGCAUCAAAAAGGAGGGCGGCGGGGCUGGUGGGGGGCACAUAAAGUUGAGCUGAUGAAUAUUUAAUCGGCGGGAACUAUUUAUAUAGAUGGCACUUGUGUGAAAAGCUGCAGCGUUGAGCAGAGAGCGGGAAUGUGGAACGACGGGGGACAUGAUAACUGGAUGUUAAGUGGAUGAGCCAGGGUGACUAACGAGAUGGAGGUGGCGAUUGCCGCCGCUAGGGGGAGACAAAGCCGUGGCAGGACACGACGCUAAUUAUUGGUUUGCUUUGAUUUUAAUUGGCAUGGUCACGGAGUUAUUAAUAAUAUUAUUAUUGUGUCUCGCAGGGGGCAGCACUGUGUCAUACUCAGGCCUGCCUAGUUAGCUCCAUGCAAAAAUAUGAUCUAGUCAGCAUGCUGCACCACAAUAAAACCACAAGAGUAUACAGGGGUGUCCAAAGUGCAGCCCGGGGGCCAUAUGCGACAACUACUUUUUAUUGGCCUGCAGCACAUUUUGAAAUGAUAUACAAAUAAUAAUUUAACACAACCUCACUUAUGGUCAUAAGUUUUGGGUCAUAACUAAAAGGACAAGAUCGUGCAUGCAAGCGGCCAAAAUGAGUUUUCUCCUUCGGGUGGCUGGGCUUGUUGUUACAUCCUGUAGUGUGUGGGAUGCUUUUGUGUGUGUUUUUUUUCUCUGCUGAGUGGUGGCACCCAGGUGUGUCUGAUUGCCAAUCAGGUGGAGCCUCCAUUUAGGUGGCAGACAGCAAGCAGGGCUCUCUGGCUUCUCUUCUAUCAUGAAAAACAAAGUCAUGUUUUUUUUUUUAAUUAGGUUUCAGAAAAAGUAAAGUUAUCAUCUUAUGAGAAUAAAGUCAAAAUAUGAAUGGGAGUAAAAUCCUAAUUACCAGAAUUACGUACCAGAAGAAACUUGAAACAGCAGAUAAGAAAAAAUAUCCGUUAGCUGUAAUGUUAGGACAAUAAAGUCAAAAUAUGAAGCCAAAAUAACCUCAACAUAUUCUCAGAAAAAUAAUGUCAUUUUAGAAGAGUUGAAAUAUUCAAGGGGGAAAAAAGUAGUAAUAUGACUUGUAAUAA
This is a messenger RNA of Doryrhamphus excisus (bluestripe pipefish), 5423 nucleotides long. It is a transcript of the gene lrfn1, whose product is annotated as leucine rich repeat and fibronectin type III domain containing 1. Lineage: Eukaryota; Metazoa; Chordata; Actinopteri; Syngnathiformes; Syngnathidae. Gene Ontology annotation, molecular function: protein binding. The record is from RefSeq and is a predicted model, not a curated record.